Chroicocephalus ridibundus (black-headed gull) is the source of this 6425-nucleotide messenger RNA. It is a transcript of the gene KBTBD2, whose product is annotated as kelch repeat and BTB domain containing 2. The record is from RefSeq and is a predicted model, not a curated record. The transcript has 4 exons. NCBI's taxonomy places the organism in Eukaryota, Metazoa, Chordata, Aves, Charadriiformes, Laridae. The coding region runs from base 3588 to 5459 and encodes 623 amino acids. Gene Ontology annotation, molecular function: protein binding.
UCUUGGAGUGGUCUCAUUCAGAUUUACAAGUACAUGAACAAGUGUUAAAAGCCACCUCAUUAAAAAUUACUUAAGCUAAAAGGAAUAAUUACUUAAAAAAAACCCAACCAAACCUCUUAUCAACCUGUUACUUAACGUUGCUCUCCAGCUUGAUAGGGAGUUACUUUAGAUCACCUGGUAAUUGGCGUAGUUUGCAAUCCAGUACUGCUGUGGCCUUCCAGCAGCUACCUACCAGUCCAGUUUUAGGUAGCUGACUUCCAAGAAGUUACCCAGAACAAAACGGUUGUUCCAGUGACAUCGUUGAAAGGGAAAGUCUUAUUCACAGAAUUUGUACUGAAGGAUUAUUUUUAUUCUGUCAAUCUCCAUUCAGGAUAUUAAGCUAAUUUCAGCCAUAGAUCUUAAUCUGUAAAUCAGAAGUGUCCACCGCUGUGUAGUUACUAGAACUACAGGAGACUGUAGUGCAUCUGUAGACAUCUUUUAAAGUUCAUAGUUUUUCAGUUAGAUCUAAGAGGUGUAUGUCAACCAAGCACAGUGCAGCGAGAGAGAUGUUAGGUGGGACUGGGGAGAACUGAGCCUCUUACAGUUCUGCUUUGGACAAGCUGAUUCUUAUUUCAGUGCCUCAGUUUUUCAGCCUCUAAAAUGAGGAGAGUAUCUCCUUUAAAAUUGUCUUGAACUUUUCAGAGAGGUGCGAGAGACGUAGGUAGUCUUGGAUGACUGUCCAGGCACAAAAUUGUGUUCCUACACCACUUAUCCUAAUGUUUUGAUCAGAUUCACUUCUCUUGGACAAAUGACAACAGAAAUUAUGGUAAAUUUAGACCAGAAAUUGAGGGAUUCUUGAUGUAUUUAUUGUUUUUCUGAGGAUUAUUUAGUAUGGCUUCAUUAGAAGGGGAUGGGAUGCAACUCCUGACUUUGUGACAUACAGAAAAUUUUCAAAUACAAAAUUUUGUUCUUUAGAGAAUGGUUAUCAUUGGCUGCAAAACACAGUGUGGAUGUGGAAUCCUGUAUGUAGUGCGUUCCUAGCACGUGUACCUCACUGGAGCACAUCCGGGAAAUGAGAUGGUUUUAGAUCAGCUGUAAAGGAAGGACUCCAGCAUUGUAAAUUUGCAGUUCAGAGGUGGUUUGCAUCACAUAUAAAAUGUACUGCAACAAGACUCCUGUCAUCUCCUCAGUCUUUUCUGCUACUGAGGGUCAUACUGAAAUGUUCCAGCUAUUUAUAGUAAUUAAUUUCACAGUUUCAACUUGUCUUCUGUUGAACAGGUCUGCUUUUUCGGUUAUUGACUGUCAGCUGCAUGCUGCCAAAAAUGUCUUUAAUCUUACUAGCAGGUGUAUAUCAAUUUCUCCAUAGCAUCCUUGACUGGUUCUGUUACUUAAGGACUAAAACAGUGCAGAUUAUUUUUGCUCUUUUUUCCUGUUUCUGAAACUUUCCUGAUUUAUAUUCUUCAAAAUUACGUCGUAAUAAGAAGUUAUGAUAUCAGUGACUUCUUUUGCUAAAGCUUAGUACUACUGAUGCUCUGCCCAAACAGAGCUUAAUCCACCAGCUUCUAUUGUUCUUGAAACUUUACUCCUAAGCCACAAAAAACAAUGUUGUAGAGAGACCCGGGAUACCAGUAGAGCCAUGAGCUAUUUAUUUCUGUGGGCCUAACACACUUAGGAAGUCUGUGUGUCUCUGUAGCCAUUUAAAGUUCAGUGUGAAAUCUGUCAAUGGAUUGGGUUGCAUGUUAAGCUGUUAUCAGAUAACCAGGAUAGCAGUCGGUGAUGCAGAGAUAGGAUGCAUACUAAUUUGGUGAAAAGAAGCAGUGACUUGAAGCAGAAGGUCAUUGUGUUAGAGGAGCAGUAUCUUUCUGUAUCUUUGAUAUGGUUUAGUGGCUUCAGCGGUCUGAAGGUCUUGAAGGCAUGAAGGUCUGAAGUGAAGACUUAUGCUAAUAUCUGUUAUUAUAGCAGAUAGUAGUCUCUCCUUCUUUGUCCCCCAAAUAUUAACACUUUUUCUGUUUUUCUUAAUUAACUGCCUUCACCUGAACAAACAUUGAACAUUGUGUUUGACUAUUUUGACUGUUUUCCAGUUAAACAGCCAAUGAAAACUAAGAGUUUGAGAUUCUUGUUUGUGUCUAUUUCUUCACUGAAAAAGAUCAGUGACACUAAAUUAGUAGUAAUUAAAGUGGCAUUAAUUAAGCAUAUCUGUUUCAAGUGAGUGAAUGUUAAAAGACAGCUGUCUUUGAAUUGUAUUACAGGCAGGACUGUUGAAAUAGCAGAUCUUUGAUAUGGCUGGCAGGUAUUUUUACAGCCUUCAUCUUAAACUAAAUUGUGUAUUUUUGUAUGGAAUUUCAAGUAAGGUAUUUCUGCAUUCAUGUUCAUCGUGAACUAUAAUGAUAGCGAUGUCUUAGACAAACAUGUCCCUGGUUAUUCCUUGAUUUUUUUGUAAUGCAAAAGAACAGUGCGAGAUUAAAUAAGUCUGGAAGUAUUUGAUAGAUGUGGUAUGCUGGUGUCCUUGGUGUUGGUGAUUUUACUGUCACAACUAUCCCAUUCUUAAUUAUGUUUCUGUGUUCACAUGGAAGAUAAGAUAAAACCUGACUCUGUUUUUUAAGAGGAGGAGAAAUGUCCAAACAAGAAAACAGACUUUGGUAGCCCGUGGUCACUGCUUUAUAACCACUCCAAGUGUUUUGACCCCUGUUAUUCCAGCAUCCCUUUGCUCCUAUUAUCUCCUUAUUUUUGUUUUCUCCUGUCUGCAGCUGUAUGGAAAUGACUCAGAAGGAAAAAAAAUGAAAUGUGAAAUGUUAAUAGGUGUAUUAUUCCCCUUCUGCACAGGGAAGAUGAAUCAAAUAAGCAAUUGGAAUAUAGGCUGUUAGGUUGUCUCUUUUUUAAUCCUUAACUCUGGUUCUGCUUGUUCUCUGUUAGAAUGCUAAAGGAGAAAUGAAAGGGUUGAUGAUGAUGCUGAGAGUUUAAUUGGAAAGUGAUGGAAUGUUGAAAGAAACUGCAUUUAUAUUUUUAGUGUCUUUGUAGAUGCAAACAGAGAAGAAGAAAAAGCAGCUGUUUUAUGUGAAAAUGAAAAAAAUGUGGCUAUCUUAUCAAUGAUUGAAGGAAAUGCACAGGUGUACUCAGUGGGAAAACUGAGUAAUUCUUGGAAGAGGAACAAAGUCUUCUGAACCUUGUUUUAAAUCUCCAGCCUUAGAAGCCGUGUUGACAAAAUAAGUUAUCUUAAUUCAUGAGUCUACGUCUUGAUGAGAAUGAAUUCAUUCAAGUGCAGCCACUGAUCACGAGAUGUUACCACGAAAUCUACCUCAGACUUCACUUUUGCUCAUUCAUUUGCUGCAUCAUAGAUCUCAACAGGAGCUCUGCAGACACUCUUGAAAGCCUCUGAACAGACUGUGACAUCAAGUCAAAGCAUGAUGACCUAAUAGUAGGUCAAAGUCUGAAACAUUGAUUCAGCAGUCCAAGAUAACACUGCCUCUUUUUAUCGGUAUCACUUCUGAAGGCUACAGACCUCCUGCUGUUUCUUCCCUGCUUACUUCAGAAACAUUCAACUGACCUUUCUCUGGUGAAACGAUCUUGACUUUUCUCUCUGGUCCUGGAAAUAUUAAUGGAAUACAGUCAUGUCUACCCAGGACGAGAGGCAGAUAAAUACCGAGUAUGCUGUAUCCUUGCUGGAGCAGUUAAAAUUCUUUUAUGAACAGCAGUUGCUAACUGACAUAGUGUUGAUUGUUGAGGGCACUGAAUUUCCCUGCCAUAAGAUGGUUCUUGCAACGUGCAGCUCGUAUUUCAGAGCCAUGUUCAUGAGUGGGCUAAGUGAAAGUAAACAGACACAUGUACACCUGAGGAAUGUGGAUGCAGCCACUUUACAAAUUAUCAUAACUUAUGCAUACACGGGUAACUUGGCAAUAAGCGACAGCACAGUAGAACAGCUUUAUGAAACUGCCUGCUUCUUACAGGUAGAUGAUGUGUUACAACGGUGUAGAGAAUACUUAAUCAAAAAAAUUAAUGCAGAAAAUUGUGUGCGUCUAUUAAGUUUUGCUGAUCUCUUCAGCUGUGAAGAGUUAAAACAGAGUGCUAAAAGAAUGGUAGAGCACAAGUUCACAGCUGUGUACCACCAGGAGGCUUUCAUGCAACUGUCACAUGAUCUACUGAUAGAUAUUUUAAGCAGCGACAAUUUAAAUGUGGAAAAGGAGGAGACAGUUCGUGAAGCUGCUAUGUUAUGGCUGGAGUACAACACAGAAUCACGAUCGCAGUAUUUGUCCUCUGUUCUUAGCCAAAUCCGAAUUGAUGCACUUUCAGAAGUAACCCAGAGAGCCUGGUUUCAAGGCUUGCCACCUAAUGAUAAAUCAGUGGUGGUGCAAGGAUUGUACAAAUCGAUGCCCAAAUUUUUCAAACCCAGACUUGGUAUGACAAAAGAGGAGAUGAUGAUAUUCAUUGAAGCUGCUGCUGAAAACCCUGGUAGUCUUUAUUCUUCUGUUUGUUAUAGCCCCCAGGCAGAAAAAGUUUACAAACUCUGCAACCCUCCUGCUGACUUGCAUAAGGUUGGGACGCUUGUAACUCCUGAUAAUGACAUCUAUAUAGCAGGCGGGCAAGUUCCUCUGAAAAACACGAAAACCAAUCACAGUAAAAGCAGCAAACUCCAGGCUGCCUUCAGAACUGUGAAUUGCUUUUACUGGUUUGAUGCACAGCAAAACACUUGGUUUCCAAAGACACCGAUGCUCUUUGUUCGUAUAAAGCCAUCCCUGGUCUGCUGUGAAGGAUACAUCUAUGCAAUCGGAGGAGAUAGCGUUGGUGGAGAACUCAACAGGAGAACUGUGGAGAGAUACGAUACUGAGAAAGAUGAGUGGACCAUGGUAAGCCCGUUGCCUUGCGCGUGGCAAUGGAGCACGGCAGUAGCAGUUCACAACUGCAUUUAUGUAAUGGCACACAACUUGAUGUACUGUUAUUUUCCCAGGUCAGAUGCUUGGGUAGAAAUGGCUAUGCGACAAACAAGUAGAUGUUUUGCUUCAGCUGCUGCUUUUGGUGAUAAAAUAUUCUAUAUCGGAGGACUGCAUAUUGCCAGCAAUUCUGGUAUAAGACUCCCGAGCAGUACUGUAGAUGGGUCUUCUGUAACUGUGGAAAUCUAUGAUGUGAAUAAAAACGAAUGGAGAAUGGCAGCCAAUAUCCCUGCCAAGCGGUAUUCUGACCCAUGCGUUAGAGCCGUUGUCAUCUCUAAUUCUUUAUGUGUCUUUAUACGAGAAACCCACAUGAACGAGAGAGCAAAGUAUGCCACCUAUCAAUAUGACCUGGAACUCGAUCGCUGGUUUCUUAGACAGCACAUAUCGGAACGUGUGCUGUGGGACUUGGGGAAAGACUUCCGGUGCACUGUAGGAAAGCUGUAUCCAUCUUGCCUUGAAGAGUCCCCAUGGAAACCUCCAACAUAUCUCUUCUCACCAGAUGGAGCUGAUGAAUUUGAGCUGGAUGGGGAGAUGGUUACUCUACCACCCGUAUAGCUCCCAAAUGAGACUGCACAACUGAUUCUGUGCUCAGUUACCUUGAAAUAAAUAGUUGUGAAAGAACAGGUCUGGAAACAGAAAUGUCAAACCUGUCUCUCAUGAAUUGUAUUUUUAUGCCCUACCUAACACUUGCCGCCAUUCAGUAUGAAUCAGUGAAAUGAGCAGAUAGGCUUCCAUAAUCUGAAAUACUAUUAUCUGAUAAUUGAGAAACAUAUAUGUAUAUCAUGAGCUUAAGCAUCUGACUUGUCUAAAGAAUUAAUUUCUAGCUCUAUGAAGUCUCAGUUCAGGAAAAUUAGCUUCAGAAAAAAAGUAGUUACUGUUUCUAGGAUGAUGUCACAACUCUUUUGAAAGUAUCUUCCAGUUAUAUUUGAUCUACUUCUGGAUAGUCUACUUAAGCGCUAGUUAUAUAAUUGUCAGUGUGGCCCACUUAAAGGACUGUGCUGCACUUACUUAAUACUAAUAUCCAUGUUGGUAUAGUAAUGCCAUUAAAAGAAAAAGAAACAAAUCCCAUGGAUCUACCUGUGGUAGGAAGGGUAGAUCUUCCAUUGUAUGGUAACAUGCAGGGCAAAGCGACUGCAGGUUCAGUCAAGCUGUAUUAUUAGGUGCAUGUAUUCUAUUUUCACUAACUUAUACCUGUCUAUUUAGAAUACAGGUCUUCCAAGCAGCUGGUAGUUUACCAGGUGUGGACUUAAGUUGCUGGGCUUGCAAUAGGAAUUGUCAGCCCUCAUAGUGCGGGUCUAUGUGGAGCUUUAAUCAGUAAAUGUCUCCACAUUCUGUAUUACAGUAACAUUGGCUCAUGUAUAUUACUUCCUGCUGCUGAUGUAUUUUUCCAUUGUAAAACAAAGUUUUAGUGUGGAUUAACCAGGUCUUUAUUUUCUGUUAAUUUAAUAACAAGCAUUACUGUAGUGUGAUUGUGUAUAGAUAUCCCUUAGCUAUCAGGUUUUUUACUUUGGGGGGGCGGGA